AUGGAGGAGGACAACCCCCCACACUUGGUGACUCCCACAUCAGUGAAGGCUAUUAUCUCAAAGAUUGAGACUGCCCAGCUAAUUCGGACUCAGGAGGAUAUUUCCACCCAGCUCUCAGACAUCUUGGACAAUGUCAACUGUGCCAUCAAUCGCUUCCAGGAAGAACUGGGAUACGAUUUAAAGGAAAAGGCGAAGCCUCACCAACCGGAGCAGAAAGGCAAGAAGAGGUUCAUCCUUCUGGAGAAAAUCGCCUCCUUCUCUAAAGAUGCCAAAGCUAAGGAGAAACACCUGUAUGAGAUCCUCCGCUGGCUGGGGGAAUGGGGUGACAGUCUGACUUAUGAGAUAAAGAACAGGAGGAGUUCAGAGGAAGAUGAAGCCCUAGACGAAUGGAUCGAGGUGAUGGAGAAGGUGUUGCCUCUCUCCCUCAUGGCCACGAAAGGAGGCAUCGAGUCUCUCAUCUCUCUUUGCUCGACUCUCAUAGAAGACCAAAAGAAAAGGACAGAAAUGUCCAAACAUAACUUCUGGCAGAACUGGCAUGAGAAAAGCCCGCAGAAGAAGGAGCAGAGAGUCCUCCCUGAGCCCCCGAGCCCCGAGCAGAUGCUGCAGGACAAGAGCAGCACGCACUCGAACGUCACGGAGGUGAGGUCUAUGCUGCAGGAGCUCCUCGACUCCACCAUGUUCAACAAAGGGGAGGUCAAAGCCAUCAGGUACAUGUCCGCCGUGGUGGAGAACCUCAACAAGGCCUUGAUCCUCCAGCACAAGGAGAACAAGAAUCUGGAGACCAAGUACAAAUACCUGCAGGUGGAAAAGAACAAGGAGCUCAGCACCCAGAGGCUGCACUUCCAAAAGUCCAUCCAAGUCCUGGAGAGCAAGAGAGACGCGCUGCUGAAACAGGUAAAGGUUCUGGGGGACAAAUACCACAACCUCCUCAUGAUAAAGCACGCCCUGGAAUUCCAGCUGAAGAUGGCUCAGACCACCAGCGGUCCAGAAGAACCAGUCAAGGUCUUUAUUCAUGAUCAGGAACCCCCUGAAAAAGAGACCCUUCCAGAGGUGCGCAAAGCCCCAGAGGAGAAAAAGCAGGAGCCCAAGGAGGAAAGACAGGUGUCUUCAGCUCUCUCCCCAAGUCCCCUGACCAAGGCCUGGGACAGUGGCACUACACCUGCAGCCCGAAAGCCACUCUCGGGCGUGGCCACAGAUUCGAGGGUGAGGGACGUGUUCAUGGACCGCGCUGAGCCCCUGGAGCCGGUGCUGCUGCACUCAGACGCCCCCCAGAUUCCGACACGAUGGGACAAAGAAGGCAAAGACCAGGGGGACCACAUCCAAGAGAAGGAGGGAGUCCAAAGCAAGCCCCAUCCUGAGAAGUCCCUGUCCCCAGGGAGCACCAGGAGGAUGCUUUUUGAGAGCCACAUGGAGCACUGGGAGGAAGAACUCAGCUGGGAGACAAGGAGGCAGCAGUGGCAGCAGGAGGAGGAGAUGUGGCUCCAGCGGCAGAAGAAGUGGGCCCUGCUAGAGCAGGAGCACCAGGAGAAGGUGCGGCAGUGGGAGGCGGAGGCGGCCGCCAGGCAGCAGUGGCAGAGGCUUGCCCAGCCCGAGGAGGAGAAGCAGAGCCCCAGGAGGGAGCAGAAGGCAAGUUCGGAGAAGAUGAUCUUCACAACCACCAGUCGGUGGAAGAACUUGGAGAAGUCAGAGUCAGCAACGGUGACUCCCCACUGCCGGGCCCAGUCUGCCCGUCAAAGUAGGUCAUACAUACUCACCUCCCCGCACAGCCAGCAGGGGAUCCAGAGGACCCUGUGUGAGUUUAUGCAAACGCCACGGAGCCGCCAGGUUUCUGCUAAGCCCAAGAAAUGUACCUCCUUCCCCAUCACUGGGACACCUGUCCGAAGGGUGAGCCGGACCUCUUUGCAGAAAGCCCCAGGGACCCCUAAGGACAAGGUCUACCAUAUAGACAUGGAGGCCCAGCUGAAGAACCUGCAGAUCCUGAGCGGCUCGGAAUCAGAGCUGGCACUGCCACAGCACCUGCGCAGCAAGGCUCUGGAGGUCACUGCCGUCGCCAUGGAGCUGAGCACCCUCAGACUGCAGUACUUAUGCAAGAAGUACAUCCACUACAGGCGCUUCCAGAGCCUCCGACAAGAAGUCAUCAAGCACAUAGGAGUGAUCCGACAAACGAGAGUUACCUAUAAGGCCCAGAACCUCUAUAUAUUCCUGGAGAACAUCGACCGCCAGCAGAGCCUCAGGCUGCAGGCCUGGACAGACAAGCAGAAGGACCUGGAGGAGAGGCACCAGGAGUGCCUGCACUCCAUGGUAGCCAUGUUUCCUAAGUUUCAGCAAGAGUGGAACAUCCACCUGAACACCCCUGUGCUCAGUUCUAUAAAGCCGACGAAAAGCAAGUCAUCUCCAGUCUUACUUCAGAGAGUCCGCUCCAGCCGCUCUGCCUCCAAGCAGCCUCCUCAGCCCAAGCACCGGGAAUCCGUGCCCCUGCGGAUAACUGGCCAACAAGGGAGCCAGAUGGAAGCCAUAUGGAAGACCGACGUGGCCUCUUCGAGUCACCCCAUAGAAAAGAAGAUCCCUACAAGCCUGUCCUGGGAACAGCUAGGGGGGCACCCCGAUAUCCCGCGGCUACUGGCAGUGGAGGAACACCUCUCCUACCCCAGAAGCUCAAUGUCCUUCAAGGCUCGCUCUUUCAGUGCAUCAUCGGUCCAAAGAAAGGAAAGCCAGGAACCCUCGGAGGAGCUAGCUGGGCUUGUCCGCAAAAUGUCCAGCCAGUCACUCCCCGGAUGUACAAAGCCAGAAGGAUCGGGUAGCUCCAGUUCCCGCUCCGACCCUUAGUUAGUGAUGCUCAAGCUUCUGGGCUACUGACAACUGCACA
Apodemus sylvaticus (European woodmouse) is the source of this 2866-nucleotide messenger RNA. It is a transcript of the gene Fam186b, whose product is annotated as family with sequence similarity 186 member B. The record is from RefSeq and is a predicted model, not a curated record. Lineage: Eukaryota; Metazoa; Chordata; Mammalia; Rodentia; Muridae.